This is a messenger RNA of Nanorana parkeri, 851 nucleotides long. Its product is annotated as serine/threonine-protein phosphatase 2A 56 kDa regulatory subunit delta isoform-like. The transcript is spliced from 7 exons. The record is from RefSeq and is a predicted model, not a curated record. The coding region runs from base 81 to 842 and encodes 253 amino acids. Gene Ontology annotation, cellular component: nucleus; cytosol; protein phosphatase type 2A complex. NCBI's taxonomy places the organism in Eukaryota, Metazoa, Chordata, Amphibia, Anura, Dicroglossidae. Gene Ontology annotation, molecular function: protein phosphatase activator activity. Gene Ontology annotation, biological process: protein dephosphorylation; signal transduction.
CAGUGAAGCCGGCUGUGGGGAGAACGCCAGUGAAAAGCAGCAAGGAAGGUGGAGGGAGCUCGGAGGAGGUCCAGCCAGGAAUGAACAAACGUCCCAGCCCCAGUGCUCCGCCCCCCACCCAGCUGAACAAGAUCCAAUAUGGCGGCGGAGGGCAGGUGGUGAAGAGAGAACGUAGACAGAGUUCUUCCAGAUUCAGCCUGACCAAGAACAGGGAGCUCCAUAAACUGCCGCCUCUGAAAGAAUGUCCCUCGGGGGAGGAGCUGGAGGUCCUCUUUGUGGAGAAGAUCCGGCAGUGCUGUGUCCUCUUUGACUUUGUCUCGGAUCCUCUGAGUGACUUGAAGUACAAGGAGGUGAAGCGCGCGGCGCUGACGGAGAUGGUGGAUUUUAUCACGCACGGUCGCGAUGUUCUGACGGACAGUAUUUACCCCGAGGCGGUGCACAUGUUCUGUGUGAACCUGUUCCGGCCCCUGCCGCCCUCUUCUAAUCCUAGCGGAGCCGAGUUUGAUCCGGAGGAGGACGAGCCGACAUUGGAGGCCGCCUGGCCACAUUUACAGCUGGUUUAUGAGUUUUUUCUCAGAUUUCUGGAGUCUCCGGAUUUCCAACCCAACGUAGCCAAGAAAUUCAUCGACCAGAAGUUUGUGCUAUCGCUCCUGGAUCUGUUUGAUAGUGAAGAUCCUCGGGAACGGGAUUUCCUGAAGACAAUUUUGCACAGAAUCUACGGGAAGUUUUUGGGACUCCGAGCUUACAUCAGGCGACACAUCAACAACAUCUUCUACAGGUUCAUUUAUGAGACGGAACAUCACAAUGGAAUUGCUGAACUGCUGGAAAUACUCGGCAGGUAAGUAGUCAUG